GUGCCUGGAAUGCAAGAAGGAAAAAACCUUAGAACUUUAGACACAAAGGUCUUCAAGAGAGAGAAGACUACCUGAAGUCAGAGAACACACAAUAUCAUGGAAAUUUAUUUGUGGAAGAUUGUGUGUGUAGUAUGUGCUCUACUCCUUAAUGCUACAGGCUCACUGUCCCAGCUAGAUGUGUGUGGUCGGCCUCCACUGAACACCAAGAUUGUGGGUGGUGGAGAUGCUGCUCUUGGUGCUUGGCCUUGGCAGGUCAGCAUUCAGUCAGGAGGCUUCCAUUUCUGUGGUGGCAGCCUGAUUGAUGAGAACUGGGUCUUAUCGGCUGCUCACUGUUUCCAAAGGACUUUACCGGAUGUCACAGUCAAUCUAGGGAUGGUAAAUCUGGAGGGGUCUAACCCUAAUAAGCAGCAAAGAAGUGUUCGUACAACGAUCAAUCACCCAAGCUAUAAUGAUAUAAAUAACGACAAUGACAUUGCACUACUCCAGCUUGCUGCUCCGGUGAAUUUUACCAACUAUAUCAUGCCGGUGUGCCUAGCAGCAACCAACAGUGAUUUUCCCCCUGGAACUAAUGUCUGGGUCACAGGAUGGGGUGCCAUUAGCUUUAGUGGGCCGUAUCCUGAAACCCUGCAGGAGGUGCAGGUGCCGAUUGUCAAUAACAGCGCCUGCGCAAACUCUUAUGGACAUAAUAUCAUCACAGACAACAUGAUAUGUGCUGGCCUCACUGAGGGGGGCAAGGACUCAUGCCAGGGUGAUUCUGGAGGUCCACUGGUGGUCAAGGUCAACACAACAUGGGUUCAGGCUGGUAUUGUGAGCUCUGGCCAUGAAUGCGCUUUGCCUAGGUUCCCUGGUGUGUACACCAGAGUGUCUCAGUACCAGGACUGGAUAAACACAACCAAACACCUUGGAUCAAAUGGCAACUGUGGCUUCCCCAGCCUCUUCCUUUCUUUCUCCAUCAUCCCAUUCCUCCUCUCCCUCUCUAUCGUCUAGUCAUAGUUCCUGAUAAGAAAAUCAAACAAAACCAGAAAGAGCUUUUUCAAAGAUUUGUACUAUACAUCCACAUAUUUAUUCAUUUCACCUAAGUCUACACCACUCCAAUGUAAAGCGAAAUUGUAUUACAUUAAUUUCUACAAACUAUUUAACCUAUUCGCUUGCUAACAUCUGGUGUAACAAGUGAGCUUGAAACCAAUGAUUGCUGCUUGUACUCCAAUAUAAGGAUUUUAUAUGGAACAAGUGAAUCAUGAGCACAAGUUAAAUAAGGUGUAAUUUGGGAUUUGACCAGGAAAUAUAUAAUUGGUUUACUCAUUGACAGCAACCUCAUUACAUAAUGUCUCAUGAUAGAAGCUAAAACUAGGAACAAUGAAAUACCAGCAUGAUAAAGCACAGUCUUUUGGCUCAUUCACCAUAGCAUGAAGUCUUGUAACAAAGUGAUUAAAAAAAAAUCUUGACACAAUAAUUUUUUUUUUUGCCUUAAAUUUUCUUAUGCUAAAUUAAUUUUGGUGUUGCACGUAACUUCAAAUCUCAGCCAGAGAUAAGAUGUGCAUAUUUAUUUACAGAAGACAGGAAAAAAAGACAUAUCUGUCCCCUACUGUGCCGCACCUAAAAAUUCAGGUGAGAAAUCCCAAAAAUAUCAAAAAAGAUGUGACAACAGCACCACAGCUUUCACACCAACCUUGUGUCAGCAUAACCUGAUAUUUUUUUCACUGUCACUUUUAUAUUUUUAAAAAAAUCAGAGUAUGUAUUAACGUAAUACCAAAACAAAUAAAAAAGGGGAA
Pangasianodon hypophthalmus (striped catfish) is the source of this 1772-nucleotide messenger RNA. RefSeq names its product serine protease 27-like. The coding region runs from base 97 to 987 and encodes 296 amino acids. Gene Ontology annotation, biological process: proteolysis. Lineage: Eukaryota; Metazoa; Chordata; Actinopteri; Siluriformes; Pangasiidae. The record is from RefSeq and is a predicted model, not a curated record. Gene Ontology annotation, molecular function: serine-type endopeptidase activity. The transcript is spliced from 6 exons.